AUGGAGAUAAGUGGCAGCAGCGGUUACGCUUCUGCUACGCCGGUGGCGGCGGAAAUGGUAACGGAGAGCGUAUCGUUCGCAUUGAGGCUUGUGUGCAUCGUCUUCUUCUUCGGCUCGGUUUUGUUACUAUGUUACUUUAUUUACCCGAAGCUGCCGAAGGAACCAGCGGGAGACGAGGAAUCCGGAGAGCCGCUUCCUCCGGAGAUAAUACUCGUGAAGGAAUGGGAGAAAGGCGGCGGCUGCGGCGAUGACGGUGUGAUCACGACGGAGGUUUGCGUGAUCUGCUUGGAGGAUUUUCGGGAAAACGACGCCGUUAGGGUUCUGGUGAGAUGUAGGCACGUGUAUCACGUGCAAUGUAUAGAUUCUUGGUGUUUGUAUAAGUUGGCGUGUCCGGUUUGCAGAGCUCCGUUCCGGUUCUUUGGUCACUAG
Messenger RNA from Microthlaspi erraticum, 429 nucleotides. Lineage: Eukaryota; Viridiplantae; Streptophyta; Magnoliopsida; Brassicales; Brassicaceae. The record is from the annotation of a GenBank genome assembly.